Rhagoletis zephyria (snowberry fruit fly) is the source of this 570-nucleotide messenger RNA. RefSeq names its product venom allergen 5.01-like. The record is from RefSeq and is a predicted model, not a curated record. Lineage: Eukaryota; Metazoa; Arthropoda; Insecta; Diptera; Tephritidae.
AAUCUAUAACUACUUAGUAGAAUGUUUACGAAAGUAGAAGUAAAUAUGCUGAUUACAUAUUUAUCAAUUUUUGCCCUGCUUUACAAUGCAGCUGUGGAUGCCGCCGUCGGCGAUGUGGACUAUUGUAGCGCAGCUUACAUGUGUAGUGGCCGUGCCGAGAAACACGUCUUGGCCUGUAACCAUACCGGGGCCUUCGCCGCAGGUUGCCCAUCCAAUGCUGAAAUGUUGCCGAUUACGGAGGAGUUUCAACAACUUUUUCUGGGUGAGCAUAAUAAAUAUCGCAACGAAGUGGCGAAGGGACUUGUUUUCGAGCCAGCUGCUGCUAUGGCCACUUUGGAAUGGGAUGAUGAGUUGUCAUACUUUGCCGAAUUUAAUGUCAAGCAGUGUGGCAUAAUAUAUGAGGAUCAGAAAUGUUUCACUACUGCGCGCUAUAAUACGCUCGAUCAAAAUAUCGGUUGGUUGUUCUAUACGAAAUCGAGAUUCAAUCGCACCAAAAUUUACGAUGAUAUUAAGGAACAUAUACGUGUUUACUGGUAUGAGCAAUAUCACGAUUGUACACAGGCGGAAAUA